Molecule: messenger RNA, 585 nt
Organism: Vigna radiata var. radiata (mung bean)
Lineage: Eukaryota; Viridiplantae; Streptophyta; Magnoliopsida; Fabales; Fabaceae
Source: the annotation of a RefSeq genome assembly
AUGCCCAUUGGUGUUCCAAGAGUACCCUUUCGAAUCCCUGGGGAUAGAGAUGCAGCUUGGAUUGAUAUACUAAUCAAUCGACUUUAUCGAGAAAGAUUACUUUUUUUAGGUCAAGAUGUUGAUAGUGAAAUAUCGAAUCAACUUAUUAGUAUUAUGAUCUAUCUGAGCAUAGAGAAAGAGAAUAAAGAAUUGUCUCUGUUUAUAAACUCUCCGGGGGGGUGGGUAAUACCUGGAAUAGCUAUUUAUGAUACUAUGCAAUUUGUACAACCAGAUGUACAGACAGUAUGUCUGGGAUUAGCUGCUUCAAUGGGAUCCUUUCUUUUGGCAGGAGGCACAAUUACCAAACGUCUUGCAUUUCCUCACGCUAUGAUCCACCAACCUGCUAGUUCUUUUUAUGAGGCACAAGCGGGAGAAUUUGUCCUGGAAGCAGAAGAGCUACUGAAACUGCGUGAAACUAUCACAAAUGUUUAUGUACAAAGAACGGGCAAACCUUUAUGGGUUAUAUCGGACGACAUGGAAAGGGACGUUUUUAUGUCAGCAGCAGAAGCCCAAGCUCAUGGAAUUGUAGAUCUUGUAGCAGUUUAA